AUGGUAAAUAGUCUUCAUCUACACCUGCGACCUGCUCGUCGCUCCCAAAAAAUCGUUUCAAAACCACGGAAUAAACCGUGUAACUGGGGAAAACCCAUUGUAAUUAUCAAGUUUAAAGUGUGCCGCACAUUUUGGCUUCAAAACCAGAAUAGGUUGGCAUUUAAAUAGUGCAUUGCAUUUUGAAAAAUUGCCAAAGUAAUUAGUGAGAUACUACAAGAUAAAGUCGGGCCUGGGCGCCCAUCUAGAGAGGGAGAGGAAGAAGUAGCUAUAAUCCCAGACCACAGCGGGACUGCCCGCCAUAGAUACAAUGACAGAGAAUCAGCUGUAUCCCAUGUCAUCGGAGUUCUUUGACACCGGCUCGAACAGCAGCAGCAACACACUUAAAUACGAUCUGUAUUCCCUGGGCUCCACCGUUGUGGGGGCGGCGCUGCCCACGUUGACGAUCAACACGGGCUACGGCAGCAGCAGCAGCAACAAUAACAACACUAAUAACAACAAUAACAACAGCAGUAGUCACAGCAGCAGCAGCAACUGCUCCACCAGCACCACAAAUACCUGUAAUGUAAUGCUAAGUACAACGGCCAUAACAAUACCACGCAGCAGCAACCACAACCAGAUCCAUCAUCAUCCGUAUCAGCAGUCCGAUUUGCAGACACCGCGCCAUCAUCCCAGUCCUCUACACACGUUGCCCAGCAUGACCCAUCAGCAAAAUCAGCUUCAGCAGCAGCAGCAGCAGCAACACCACAACCAACAGCAGCAGCUGCAGCAAUCGCAUUUGGCACUGGGAGAGCUUUCAGACUUUGGACUAGAUGCACUGGAUGCCGCUUCGCUAUCGCCCACUCUGCUGCAGGAUGUGAGCCUGAGUGCUGUUUCUCCUCUAAGCACCACACUCUACAAUGGCAACACCAGUGGAGCAGGCAGCAGCAACGGAAUAGGAUCCGGCAGUGGUGGCUACUUCACGCCCGACAUGUCGCACAGCCUCAGCCUGAAUGUGGUCAGUGAGCAGGUUCUGCUGCAGGAAGCCACAACCCCGAAUGAGUUGCUCUACGAGAUGACACCCAACUCGAAUGCCAUGUGGAGUGAUAUCAGCAGUGCCAUUAUCCAUACCAAACACGAGCCAUUCAGUCUGGACGAUGACUAUAUCUUUCCCAACGAUAAGGCCGAAAUACAGGCAGCCGAUUUGUCUGACCUUAAUGGCGGCGAUUUUCUGGAUGUGAUCGGAAAUAUAGAGGAUUUCUUGCCGCAGACCGCAGUCACUCAAAGUGUCAAUUUCCUACUGUCGCCGCAAGCUCAAGGACAGGAUGCCCUGGUGGCACCGCCCAUGGAACUUUUGCAACAGCAACAACAGAAUCACCAGCAGCUGCAGGUCGGCAGCCUGCCGCAGUUGCAAACGCUGCUCACGCUUUCCCAGCAGCAGCAGUCGAACAGUUCCUCCACUAGUCCGUAUGAGAUCUAUCACAGUACGCCCCAAAAGCCGCAGCAGCAACAGCUGUCCGCCAGCUUCUCGCCCGGCAGUCAGGCAUCCCAAUCGCCAUUGACCCCACCGCCGCCACCGCACGCCAAUCGACCCCAGUACCAGAUGGUUAAGUCGCGCAACAUGCAGGAAUUGAUCAAGAAGGGCUUUCCCAUGUCCUCGCCGCCAGAACGCUCGAUCCUAAGUCAGUCCGCCGCCUUGAGUCCGGGUGGUAGCAGUGGUUUUGGCAGCUCGGCUUCUGGCAACAGUACAACUACCAGUAAUCAGACAUCCGGAUCAGCCGUGCGCAAAUCGUUUGGCUACCAGAGCGCCGUUGAGAACUCCCAGCUGAGUCGCCUCAGCUCGUCGGCUCCGACGCACUUGGGAUUGGAGCACAUCUGGAUGCGGCGGGAGCCACGACAGCAUUUACUCUCCACCGGCUCGCUGGCCGAGGCCGAGAGCUUCUCUUCACUGAGCACGGGCAGUGUCUUGUCCCCGGAUGGCAUUGACUUCUCGCAGGACGAUGAGGAUGACAAUUCGAGUGAGAAUAGCGAUAACUACGACGAUUGUAGCAGCGACAAUGGACUCUCUGAGGAUGAAGAUGAAACGCGUACCUCGACACCAAACCAUUUGUCCAGUAGCAAGGGCAAAGAGCGAUUUUUCUGGCAGUACAAUGUUCAGGCCAAAGGACCCAAGGGAAAGAGACUGGUCUUUCAAUCGAAGCUCGAGGAUCCUCAUGUGCUGAACGAGGUGACAGACCCCGUCUUCAGUCCAACGUGCUCCGUGCGAGGCAUUAAGGUGUACAAGCACAGUGGCAAGGCCCGCAAGGGCGAUGGUAACGAUUUAACUCCCAAUGCCAGGAAGCUGCACAAUAUUGGCAAGGAACUGGACAAGCUAAGCCGCACCAUCAAUGACAUGACUCCUGUUUCCGAGCUGCCAUUCAAUGUGCGCCCCAAGUCGCGCAAGGAGAAGAACAAGCUGGCCUCACGCGCCUGUCGCCUGAAGAAGAAGGCGCAGCACGAGGCCAACAAAAUUAAGUUGUUCGGCCUUGAAAUUGAACACAGUGAGUUCAAUGUGAAAGCUGUGGAAAUAUCUUAUAAUCCUUCAAUUUUCGUUUUAUAGAGCGCCUCAUGAAUGGUAUAGCCGAGCUAAAGCAGGCCUUGGUCGUCAAGCAUCGCACCAAGAACCUGGGCGAAUCCACCGAGGAGGUGGACCAACAAAUUGCACGCAUUUACGCUACCGCCUCUUCUGGAAUCCGCAUUGCGGGUGGUUCAACGGAUUUUGUGAACAAGGUGCUGGAGAAUAUGCGCGGCGGCAUGCCGAAUGGAGGCCUCGAGGAGCUGCGUAAAUCGUCGUAGACCAAACGAGGACAGAAAUGUAAAGCUAACGAACCGCCCAUCAAGCCAACUUUUUAUCCACACCACCAACAACUGAAACCAAUUCUACGACAGGAUGACAAUUUGAUUUUGGAAUGGAAUCAGUCGAAAAACAGGAAACAUUUUCUUGAGCUCGCAAUUAGUCGAGAAAAUUCUCUAUUGAACCUCCUUCCCUCCUCAAAAACACAACGUUCUGUUAAAUUGUUCUACAUAAGUGAUAUAAUAUUGAUAACCAAGAUAUAACUGUGAUUCAAAGAGCCUGGGCUUUAUAUGUUUUGUAUGGCAGAAAAUUGAAGAAAAUAUUUUUGACUUUUUCGCGACCACGCCGAAACCGGAAAGCCAGAGCCAAACAAACGUAAACAAAAGAAAAACAAAAUUCCUUUUGAAAAUGCAACAUUAACAAAUAGAAAGAAACAAAACAAAACAAACACGUAAAGAAAGAGGCCACUACAAAACUGAAAAGAAAAUGUGAAAAAUACAAAAUUUCGUUUAGCCAUUAAGAUUGUUAAGAAUCAGAGUGUUAGAUGUAGAUGAGCAAGUGAAUUUUGUAGGGCUUUGCUACCAGUUUUACCUGCUUAAUGAAUAAGGGUAAAACAUUCAUAUGAUUGGAUUGGAAGAAUAUAUCGGGAAUGCUAAAAAUUAUUGGAGUAUAAGUUAAAUACAACUGCGAUUUAUCUGUUUAAGUUUUAAAUGCUAUAUUAACGAUGUAUAACUUUGGUUCAAUGUUUUAGUCAUAGGUUUUUACAUUUAACUCAAUGUGGGGAGAGAGCUUUUAAAUAGAUCAUACGAACCUACAUAUUACAUUUAUCGGUUAUUAUAAUUGUUUUGGCCCUCUCAUCCAAUAUAUACAUAUUUUAUGGUCCUAGGUUGUCUUUUUUAAGUUUUCCAUUUUGUUAAAGAAAGUUCGAUUGUUUCCAAAUGAGAAUGUUUUGCGAAACUUUAUUAAUUUACUUAAAUGCUAUAACUAUCUAUACAUAUACAUAUACAUACAUACAUGCGUGGUGAUAUAAUUUUAAUUUUUCUUUUUAUGCUUUUAUUUCUUGGUGUUAACCGUAGGAUUCAAUAUGCUUGAACUCUACAACUGAGAAUGAAAUAAUUUUAAGUUUUUCUAUUAUCCAUACGAUUUGCUUAUGCUUAUGAAAUACCUUCAAUAUAAAUUAUAAUUUAUUAAUUUUUAGGCACACAUGAAAACAUUUUCAAGGCUUCAGUUUUUAUCUUUCACUUGCGGGCUACUCAAAAAACAAAAAAAAAAAAAUAUAAGAAAAAACACCAAACAAAAAAGUAAUACAACUUUGAGUUUUAUUCUAAUUUGCAUUAUCAAAAUGAAUACUUUUGCUCUGCUUCGAUGCUAAUUUUGUGAUAUUUGUAUUCAAAUUUUCUUUGUUGUGUAGUUCUUUGGGGCGGGAUCCUCCUAUUUUGGGUUAUAUUUUCCAUUUACUAUUUGUAGCCUUUCUUACUGCUAUUUGUUGCUUAACGUGUUGUGUUCAAUUGAUAUCAAAAGAAUUAACUUUCGAAAGAAAAAAGUACAUUCUAACUGAGGGAAAUGGAAAGAAAACGAGAACGAGAACGAAAAUACAAAUUACAAAAGUGAUUCAAGUUAAAAACUUAGAACUUAGGCACUCGUAUCACCCACAGCGAUGAACACGUGGACAUAACAAAUUGUAGUUGUUAACAUAGGCUUAAACAAAUAUAUAAUAGGAACCGAUUGAGCGCACAUACAUUAUACAUCGACACACUAAAUUGGCCAUCAGUUUUAACGGUUUUCAAAUUCAUGUCUUGGGAGCUAACUCAUUACAUAAGUGAUAAGAAUUCAAAAUUACAAUCUAGUUACUUUAGAAACACACCGGGCAAGCGGAUAUCCCACAUACACAUCCACAUCCACACACAAAGUACAAGCGCAAGCAAAAAUACAGAAUAUGUAUGAUCGAUCUAUGCAUAUAUCAUAAUUAAGUCAGGUUGCUUAGGUUUUAGAAUGGCUUUGUGUAAAAAGUACCGAGUAAAGCAAACAGAAUUCAAGGCGAAGCAGCAUUGAAAUAAGCACGACAGUUCCUCAGUGUUUAAUAUUGUAUAAUAAACAUAUUAAAUAUAUAUUUAAAACAAAAAAUGUAUACCUAAAUGUUACGGAUAUUGUAAAUGUGUGUGCUUUAUAUAAAUGUGCUUCAGAGAAAACAACUUUUAUAUACAUAACGAAUCUAAGCAAACUACCUCAAAACACGUUGGAAAUGAAGUUCAAGAUUCAUAUUCGAUGGAGAAGCAAAAGAAUUACAAUUUGAAAGUAAAUAUAAUUUAUAUAAUAAUAUGAAAAAAAAAACCAAGAGCCUGAUUCAUGUGUCCAUUUAAAGCAUAUAUACAUAUAUAUAUAUAUCUAUAUUAAUAACAGUGCAUAAUUAUGUAUUUUCAAAUUCUUUAAAUUAGGUAUAAUACAAAAAAAAUUCAAAUUAGAUAGUUGAUGCGCUCGACAAAGCCACGAAGAUCAGACAACGAAAGUCCUCUUGGCGAGUGCAUUACCAGAACCAAAAAUUGAAAACAAAAUGAAAAAGGUUUAAAAAGUCCAAGAUGGAACAAUUGAAACAAUACCAGAAUAUUAAUAAACAAUGAUGAAAACAAAAACAACUGUGUUGAAAAUUAAAAAUUUUGUAUGCAUACGCAUUAAGCGAACAUUAAAAAGAUGUGAAAACAUAACUAUUAUGUCUAAAUAAACACACGUCAGAUGUAUGUACGUCAACGGAAAACCAUUGUCUAUAUAUUACAAUUACUAAAUACAUACCAAAUUGAAUACAUAUUGAUGAAAAAUAAUAAAUACUGGCGAAAGCAAAAAAACG
Messenger RNA from Drosophila melanogaster (fruit fly), 5651 nucleotides. RefSeq names its product repressed by TOR (gene REPTOR). NCBI's taxonomy places the organism in Eukaryota, Metazoa, Arthropoda, Insecta, Diptera, Drosophilidae. Bases 308 to 2575 code for a protein of 755 amino acids. Gene Ontology annotation, biological process: response to unfolded protein; regulation of DNA-templated transcription. The record is from RefSeq and is marked reviewed. The transcript has 5 exons. Gene Ontology annotation, cellular component: chromosome; nucleus; cytoplasm. Gene Ontology annotation, molecular function: DNA-binding transcription factor activity.